This is a messenger RNA of Anopheles merus, 2500 nucleotides long. RefSeq names its product peptidyl-prolyl cis-trans isomerase sig-7. The transcript has a single exon. The record is from RefSeq and is a predicted model, not a curated record. Lineage: Eukaryota; Metazoa; Arthropoda; Insecta; Diptera; Culicidae. Gene Ontology annotation, molecular function: peptidyl-prolyl cis-trans isomerase activity; RNA binding. Gene Ontology annotation, cellular component: nucleus. Gene Ontology annotation, biological process: protein peptidyl-prolyl isomerization. Bases 197 to 2365 code for a protein of 722 amino acids.
CUGUCAGCCAGGGGGAUUUUUCUUGUAAUCGCGCGUUUUCUCCCCCGACUCGGCACGGAUUGUAAACAAACAAAUUGUGCGAAAAACGUGUAAAUUAAUCCAUUUACCCACCCGGGAUUAGCGCGGAAACCGUUUAGCAGCGUGCUUUGGCUGCGUGUUUGCGUGUGCGUGGGCUGUUUGGCUGCCCCGGUUUGCAAUGUCGGUCGUAAUCGAGACCACGAUCGGCGACAUCACGGUGGACCUGUUCCUGAAGGAGCGUCCCCGGGCCGCACUCAACUUCCUGAAGCUGUGCAAGCUGAAGUACUACAACUACAACCUGUUCCACACGAUCCAGUCGGACUUUAUUGCGCAGACGGGCGACCCAACCGGGGCCGGCGAUGGCGGCUCGUCCGUGUGGGGCAUCCUGGAGGGGGCGGAGAAGCGCUACUUCGAGGGUGAAAGCGUGCCGAAGAUCAAACAUUCCGAGCCCGGGCUGCUGUCGAUGGUGAAUGCGGGCGAGCAUCUGAUUGGGUCGCAGUUUUUCUUCACCCUCGGGCCGGACCUGACCUCGCUCGAUGGGCGCCAUACCGUGAUCGGCGAGGUGACGGAGGGCCACGAGGUGCUGCGGAAGCUGAACGAGGUGAUCUGCGACGACCGACACCGGCCGUACAAGGAUGUGCGCAUCACGCACACGGUCGUGCUGGACGAUCCGUUCGAGGAUCCGCGCGGGUUCCGCGAGCCGAGCCGGUCGCCCUCGCCGUCGGCCGAGCGGCUGCAGGGCGGCCGGAUUGCGGCGGACGAGGAGAUUGACGAUUUGGGCGGCAAGACGGAGCAGGAGAUUGCGGAAAUGAUUGCCGAGCGGGAGGCAAAAGCGCGGGCCACGAUACUGGAGAUCGUGGGCGACAUCCCGGACGCGGAUAUUGCGCCGCCGGAGAACGUACUGUUCGUGUGCAAGCUGAACCCGGUCACGACGGACGACGAUCUGCAGAUCAUCUUCAGCCGAUUUGGCAAGAUCGUCGGGUGCGAGGUGAUACGGGACAAGGUGACCGGCGACUCGCUGCAGUACGCGUUCAUCGAGUUCGAGAACCAAAAGUCGUGCGAGGACGCUUACUUUAAGAUGGACAACGUGCUGAUCGACGAUCGCCGCAUACACGUCGACUUUUCGCAGUCCGUGUCGAAGAUCAAGUGGCGCGGCAAGGGCCGAGGAAUCGAGUUCAAGGACGGGGCCGAUAAGCGGUCGUUCAAGGAUUACGAUCGUAAGAAGCAGCAGCAGCAGCAAACGAACCGUAACGGAGGCGGAUCCAACAAGCGGUCGAAUGCUUCGCCGAAAAGGGAACGUGAACGGGAGCAGGAACAGAAGGGGCGCUCCCGGUCCGAUUCAGGAUCUCGUUCUCGAUCGCGUUCCAAAUCGCGUUCCAAAUCGCGUUCCAAAUCGCGCUCCAAAUCGCGAUCCAGAUCUCGUUCUAGGUCUCGUUCCAGGUCCCGCUCCAGGUCCCGCUCCAGGUCCGGGUCUCGUUCGCGUGCCAGAAAGGUGGACCGUCGUCAGCGUAGCCGUUCGCGCGACCAUAUCCGCGAUCGGGAUAGAAACCGCCCUCCGGGACGCAACGCACAGGAGAGCAAUCGUGGUCGAAAGCCAAACCUGACCGAACGCAACUCCGCCUACAUGGAGCAGCGCAACGGGCGAGACAUUCGCAUCAACCAGGGUAUGGUGGAUUACAAAAACCGUCCCUAUCCCAACAGCUUCGUGCAGCGUAAGGGGCCGCGCGAUAAGAAUGCACCGCGCGGUGGCGGCCGCUCAUCGCGGGGCGCUUUGCACUGGUCCGAUCCACUACCACCGCGGCGUCGAUCUCGUUCGCGGGAUAGACGCACGAGACAGUCCCGUAGUCGAUCGCGGUCGCGUGACCGUCGCCACAGCCCACCCGACCGGCACGCCGGUAGCCAGAGGAUGCAUUCGCGCGAGGACAGGGACCGCCGGCAGCAUUACGGCGAGCGGGCGGCUGGAAGCCCCUCGUACAGCCGGCAGUCCCGGGCGGAUAAGGAGUACGGACGGGGCGAGCCGGCGAAACAGAACCGGGCGCGACCGAAUGCGAAACCAGUGAAGCGACGAUCGUCCAGCAGCGGCUCGUCGAGGAGCGGCAGCAGCGAGCCGAAGGAGAAGAGGAAGCGUAGAAGCCCGUCGCCGGAUUCGGUAGACUCGGACAGUUCCUCCACCUCCAGCUCGUCCAGUGCGUCGGACGAACGGGCUAAGAAGCGCAAGAAGAAAGCGACGAAAAAGAAAUCGAAGAGCAGCAGCAAAUCGAGCAAGAAGCGGAAGGACUCCGUCUCCUCGGACGAGGGAAAGCACCGGAAGAAGUCGAAGGGGAAGAAGAAGAAAAAGAAGCAUUAAACUUUAGAUUAAAUGCAUUGGUGGUAAUUAAGCUGUCUGAUGGAUAUUUCAGUUGAAAGGAAAUAAAGCAACGGAAUUUGCGCACAUGUGCUAUGUGUUAGAUGAAUAAACUUUGAAUUAGUGUGACAAACAUGA